This is a messenger RNA of Verruconis gallopava, 1740 nucleotides long. RefSeq lists its product as uncharacterized. The record is from RefSeq and is a predicted model, not a curated record. The transcript has 3 exons. Bases 904 to 1698 code for a protein of 264 amino acids. NCBI's taxonomy places the organism in Eukaryota, Fungi, Ascomycota, Dothideomycetes, Venturiales, Sympoventuriaceae.
GAAUUGUGGGGUAGAUGGUCAAGCAGCUCUGAUCACGGCCGCCUGUUUCCAAGGCGGUGCUGGCAGUCUCCUCGCCAGGAUCCCAAGCGUCGCCUGAGCGUCGCCGGGACGAGCGAGCACGCGAGAAACCCUGGCUCUCGCGUUGCAGCCAGCUGAGGGCGACAUUGAUGAAAGGCCCGCUGACGUCCGUGGUCUGUGACUCCCGCGCAAAACAUGAUCUCAGCGCCCAGAAACACAAGACGCCGAGAGGAUGGCUGACAGUGCUUGUGCGAGGUUAUGUUUGGCCUGUUGGCAGCUGUCUCCGCCUGCUUGACGCAGGCACUGCUUCAAGUCGCCAGCGUGCGAGGCGGGAGAGGCUCGACGCCACGAAACGCACUCCGCUCGGGACGAAGACUGCCGGGCGUUGCGCCGGGCCUCUGCUUCCCAAAGGCGACACCAUCACCACAACACUCAGCACUGCUCUCUGGAUGGCUCUGGACGGCGCUGCAGUCGGUCGGGGCCUGUCAAACAUGCGGCUGAAACUGCCGUCUAGACGUCCAGCAUCGCGCUGGUCUGACGUCCAAGCCAAACAGGGAGAUCAUCAUUACUGAAUCUUGAUGGCCCAUCUGCGUACAGACCAUAGCCAAGCGGUGUAGCUUAGAUGCCUUCGACACAGUAUAUAAGUGUGCUGAGCCAAGACGGUUUUCUGGGCAUCCCUCAAGCUUCCCAUCUUCAACCGCUUCACUUUCGUUUACCUUCUUCCAUCAGAGCUGUGCUCGACUUCUUACUUGGCUUCGCUUCGAUUCUUGCAGAACUACUGGCUAGUCAUUCUUUGAAUAAACCACAUUCUUUGUCCGAUUUUUGGCAUAUACCCACGUUUCUUUCACGACCCGCUACAACGCUAGAAAGAUCCCUCGAGUCACAAUGCAUUUCUCCAAGUCAGCCGUUGUCGCCUUCGCCUCCACCGCCCUCGCGGCAAACCACAACAUCCUCGUCGGCCUGAACGGCGGCCUCACCUUCACGCCACAGACCGUCAACGCCGCCGUUGGCGACACCGUCACGUGGACCUUCCUCACCCAGAACCAUACCGUCACUUCCGGCACUCCAAACACCGGCUGCGCCCCAGAUGGCACUUUCAACUCCGGCUUCAUCCCCGUAUCCAGCGCAGCUGCCAACGCGGGCAACGCCGCCGGCGCCAAUGCCGCAAAGACCAAGGGCAACUUCAUCGUCCGUGGCAUGAACAACAUCUUUGACUCUCGCAGUGCUCUCGAGGUUCGCCAGAACACUCUGCCCAACUUUGUCUACAAGGUUACCUCGACGCAGCCCCAGGUCUUCUACUGCGCGCAGGCCCAACAUUGCCAGGUCAACAUGGUUGGCGUCAUCAACCCAGCCAGCAGCGGUCCAAAUUCGCUUGCCGCCUACUCGCAGCUUUGCGCCAAGGCCCAGACAAACCAGCUACCAAACACUGCUGCUGGCACCGGCGGCACUCUUAACGCCGCUGCCAAGGCCGUCGUAGGUAAGAAGGCGAGUACCACUGCUGCUGGAACCGCUGCUACUGCGACGACCGCCGCCAACGGCGCGACCAAGGCUGGAAAGGGCGGUGCUGCAAACGGUGCCGCAGGUGCCGCAAACGGUGCUACCAAGGCAGGAAAGGCUGGUGCCGCAACCGCUGCCAGCGCUGCUGCAGGCGCAGCGGGCAAGGGCAACAAGGGCAACUAAAUGGGAGGAGUGAAAUAGGUAGUAAAAGGGGGGGGGGGGUUU